AGUAAAACAACUUUCAACUCUCCCUCCGUUGAGUUCAACUGGCCGGAGUUCCUUCCAAUUUCCGAUGACGGAGCAAAACGCCGACGAAACCAACACUGUCCAAACUUCGAAUCUCGAAAACGUAAAACCGACAAUAGUUGCUUGCUCUCAUUCGGACACAGCCCAGAAAUCAGAACCACUAAUUGAAGACCUACAAGAUGAAGAAUUAAGGAAACUUUUGGUGCCGAAGUUGGAAAACCUCCCAAUUUCUCCUCCUUCUGCUGUCGAAUCCAAUUUCGUCACCUAUUUUGCUCCCGAUUUUACGAAACCUGGGCAUGAUCAGUAUGUUCAUCGACAUGCCAAUGGAUUGUGCAUAAUUGGGUUGGCUCCGACCCACAUUGCUUUUAAGGAUGAAGGCGGAGUUACUUCGGUUGAUUUCAAUGUGGGGAAGUCUGAUCGGAGUGGAAUCAAGGUCUCUGGAAAGCGAAAAAAGAACGCGCAACAUUUUGAGUCUAAUACAGCAUUAUGUAAAGCCUGCACAAAGGGUGCUUCUUAUAUUGUGAGGUGUUGUGUGAAAGGCUCUUUAUUAGAAGUCAAUGAUAGGUUAAUUAAGCAACCAGAAUUGCUGAACUCAUCGGCAGACAGAGAAGGAUAUAUUGCAAUUAUGAUGCCAAGGCCCGCGGAUUGGAUCAAGGCCAAGACAACUUUGCUGGGCAUUGAAGAAUAUAGAGAGUUGAGAAAGGAUACGUUGCAAUUAUAAACAAGCAAGGUGGCAAAUCAGCUCGUUGAAGGCAGCAUUUGCAGGAUUGGAGUGUAUGCUGUUGGAAAAGUUUGCACGAUGCUCUCUCUCUGUAACAGUAAGAUCUACUACUUCACUACACUUUUGUUAUUGGCAUACAGAAGAAUAGUGUCAAACUUAAUUAACGUUCUUAUUUGUACUUUUAUGGUGUAUUAUUUGGAUGGGGUGGAGUUUUACUUGUCCACAUUGCUUCAUCAAUCCAUAUUUUGUUUUUCAGAGCGAUA
Molecule: messenger RNA, 1002 nt
Organism: Solanum tuberosum (potato)
Lineage: Eukaryota; Viridiplantae; Streptophyta; Magnoliopsida; Solanales; Solanaceae
Product: FAM206 family protein
Exons: 6
Coding region: 65-739 (224 amino acids)
Cellular component (GO): nucleus
Source: RefSeq, a predicted model, not a curated record